Molecule: messenger RNA, 618 nt
Organism: Closterium sp. NIES-65
Lineage: Eukaryota; Viridiplantae; Streptophyta; Zygnematophyceae; Desmidiales; Closteriaceae
Source: the annotation of a GenBank genome assembly
AUGCCGCCACUUCUCUCGCACAUUGCGCCGCCUUGCUGCUCGCCUGCGUGCCGCCUUGCCUCGCCCCUCGCCUCGCCGCUCUUCCUCCCCGACUUUACCCCCCCGACAUCGCCUCAUCGCCUCGCUCCGCAUCGCCGGCCAACCCCAGCGCUGCCUCCCACGGCGCGCCAUCGCCUUCAUCUCUCGCCUUCCUUCCCAUCCGCCUCUCCGCCCAUGCUGCAGCGCCACCCUUUCCCCGCCUCCACCCCCACGCAGUGUCCCUCGUUCCGCCCUUCCGCCGCAUCCUCACGCAUCCGUCGCCUUUCCCCCGCGCGGCGGCGCGGAGCGGGAGCGGUGGUAGCGGAGGCAGCAGCGGGCGACGGGGCGGGCGACGUGCAGACAUUUAUCCUCACGGCGGGCGCGCUCGCUGCCGCCGCCGUCUCCCUGCGACUUGCGCUCAAGGGCGACCCAGUGCCGUGUGCUAAGUGCGGGGGAAAUGGAGGCACGGCGUGUGUGUUUUGCGAGGGGGGCAAGAUGGCUGGCAAGGAUGGGCGCCUCAUGGAUUGCCGCGUGUGUAAGGGGGCAGGACUGGUCUUUUGCAAAGAAUGUAAGGGCACUGGAUAUGUGAAGCGAUUGUAA